UUUUUGGAGGGAGAGCAGAAGUAGGGGUACCAAGGGUAAGGCCUACAUGGGGUUAGGCCUAACGUGGAAAUGUAUAAAAAUGUAAAGUGAAAUAAAGUUCUCUAGACCACUUCAAUUUGCCAGCCUUUGGGAGUUUAACUUUUUUCCUUUUUUUUUCUGAGAUUUCAAUCAAAGAAGAAGACUCAUAUGUGCAUUUGGAAUUAGCUGAUUACAAUGAUCUUUGGGAACAUAUAAUUCGUAAGGGCGGCAUUGUGGUGCAGUGGGUAGCCCUGUUGCCUCUCAGCAAGAAGGUUCGAAUCUCGGCCUGGGCUUUUCUGUGUGGAGUUGCAUGUUCUCCCCGUGUCCGCGUGGGUUUCCUCCAGGUACUCCGGCUUCCUCCUACAGUCCAAAGACAUGCAGAAACAGCAGCUGGUUUUCCUCAAGCCCAGUACUCGCCGGAGUUAUUCCACACAAAGCCAUCAGCGUCUCAUAUGAUGAUCAUCAAAAGUGUCAUGAAUCACUAUCUGGACCCAGCCUAUUUUUAUUCUGCAUGCAAUGUGCCAAGGUGUAAGCAGUAAUCAUGACUGACAGCUCUGUAGCCUGCACAGUAAAGUCUCCUGUGGCCUUGGAGCUUGGGGAGGCAAUAACUGCUGCAUCUCGUCCUGGAGUCUUUGUCAUUGAUGUCACAUUCCCACAUGGCCAGGCUGUUAAUAUUCAGGAGAUCUCCUUCAAGAACUACUACACGGCCUUCUUAAUGGUGCGUAUGCAGAGAAAAGAUCCUGACAAGGAUGGCUCUACUAAGUGGAUUACCUGUCUGCAGAACCACUGCCUUAUGCCAAACCCGCACACAGAGGAGUGUUCCCAGGACUACUUCUCCAUCUACAGACAGCAGAUGCUGACAGAACCUGACGAUGUGACUUCAGUUCGGCUCAUUCUGCGGCAGCCGUCUUCAGCCUGGCUGAAUUUCAGUCUGGAAGAAAUCAAAAUUCACCUUUGUGCGAAUGAGGAUUCAGAACGGGAUGUUCCAGCUUGGUUUUCUAAUCUGACUCCAGUUGACCAACCUCCUGAUUUAGAAGGGCUGCCCGACCCCCAGACUGUGUCCUCCAGCAUCCAGCAGAUGUGGGCUUUGACGGAAGUCAUGCAGACCCAUCAGACAGCAGCUCCCAUUGGCCGAUUUGAUGUGGAUGGCUGCUAUGAUGUGAAGUUACUGUCCUACACAUGAUCUGAAAAUUACAAUAUUGUUUUCGCUUUUCACAGUGUACAGUAACAAAAUAAAAAUGUGUAUAAUGUAACUAUA
Anguilla rostrata (American eel) is the source of this 1276-nucleotide messenger RNA. It is a transcript of the gene nicn1, whose product is annotated as nicolin 1. Bases 560 to 1201 code for a protein of 213 amino acids. The record is from RefSeq and is a predicted model, not a curated record. Gene Ontology annotation, cellular component: nucleoplasm. The transcript is spliced from 10 exons. Lineage: Eukaryota; Metazoa; Chordata; Actinopteri; Anguilliformes; Anguillidae.